AUGUCAUUGAAAUUUCAAAGAUAUAUUAAGUGCAAAGUGUGGCAAAAAUGGCAGCUGUUCCAUGCUACGGACUUUCAAUCGCUUAUGUAUCCUUGCUUCACCUUUUGCCGCAUAUUCGGAUUAUUUCCGUAUCGCAUCAACGCUUCAACUUUUGAAACUACAAAGCAGCUCUAUUUUUGGACAACUUUCAUUACUUGCAUUUUCUGUAUUUAUGAACUAAUAAUACUGUACUGGAUAAACAUUACUGGGACGAUCAAUUUUGUUAUCAUACCUGUAACUUUUGAACGUAAUUGUUUUUUUAUACUCGGCGGAUUUAUCAGGAUUGUUACGUACAUUUUAAACGGUCCUCGGAUGCGCUUACUUCAAAAUGUAAUGGAAAUCUCUUUAAGACUGUCUCCUGAUUCGUACCGAAAGCUUUCUAAACUGAUUCACGCUAAAGAUAUUUUCGGUUUCUUCUUUCUAGUUGGACGAAUAACAUUUUAUUAUUAUAUAAUAAAUUUUGGUAUCAUAGACAAGAUUCUCGUACUAUAUAUCACCUUUACAGUAUUUCAAAUGGAUAUGUUGUAUAUAAAUUGUGUAUGCGUAUUAAAAGCCUGUUUUAAGGAAGUCAACGAUAAUUUGAAGAAUUUGCGGAAGCUCGUGGUGAACGACAAACCACAUCUUUUGAGAAGAAUUUAUCAUGAGCAGAGAAAUCCAUUCUUACUAACAAAACUUCAAGCUUUGAGAAAACAGCAUUUGAUGAUCAGUGACACAGUGCAAAUGUUGAAUACGACUUUUAGUCUACAACUUCUUGCUACCAUAGUUCUGACUUUUGCUGAGCUUACCUUUUAUCUAUAUUUUUAUAUCAUUUAUUGGGAAAUUAACAUGAAAAACCACAUGUUUUAUGUAAUGAUAUAUAUAAUAUCUUUGAUGUAUUAUUGCAUCAAAAUAUCAUUGAUGGGAUGGGCUUGUGAUACAGGCAAGGAUGAGGCUAUAAAGAUUGGUACCAACGUUCAUGAAAUACUAAACGAUACUAUCGAUGAACAAAUCAAAGAUGAAUUGCAGCUGUUCUCCAUGCAAGUACUGAAUCGGGAAAAUACAUUUUCCGCUAAGGGUCUUAUAUUAGACGCAACGCUUCUCGUUGCGAUAGUGAGUAAUAUUACUACAUAUCUAUUAAUUUUAAUACAAUUUUUAAUUACUGAUAAAGUUUGCAAUAAAAAGGUUACAAACGAUACCACGUAA
This is a messenger RNA of Trachymyrmex septentrionalis, 1221 nucleotides long. Its product is annotated as putative gustatory receptor 28a. Lineage: Eukaryota; Metazoa; Arthropoda; Insecta; Hymenoptera; Formicidae. The record is from RefSeq and is a predicted model, not a curated record. The transcript has 3 exons. Gene Ontology annotation, biological process: sensory perception of taste. Bases 1 to 1221 code for a protein of 406 amino acids. Gene Ontology annotation, cellular component: axon; membrane; neuronal cell body.